This is a messenger RNA of Megalops cyprinoides (Indo-Pacific tarpon), 3098 nucleotides long. Its product is annotated as leucine-rich repeat and calponin homology domain-containing protein 1-like. The coding region runs from base 82 to 2313 and encodes 743 amino acids. The transcript is spliced from 20 exons. Gene Ontology annotation, molecular function: protein binding. The record is from RefSeq and is a predicted model, not a curated record. Lineage: Eukaryota; Metazoa; Chordata; Actinopteri; Elopiformes; Megalopidae.
CGCAACGUUGGAGUCAGUCUAGCAGUUCGAAGUGGAUAACAUUUACACCCUAUCUGAUUCACAAAAAAAGCAGGGGCGAUAAUGGCGACGCUGGGACCGGACACUCGUCCCCAUGCCCAGCUCGCCUCUGGAUCAGCUCAAAGUAACGUUACCAGUUUGGGCUCGCACAACAUCAUGCCCCUCAAUCGGGGGCUUGAACGGGCUCUGGAAGAAGCGGCGAACUCAGGCUUUUUAAACCUCAGCGCCAGAAAAUUAAAAGAGUUUCCAAGGACAGCUGUGAAUCACGAUUUGACGGAUACAGUGGAAGCAGACCUGUCCAAGAACCGUCUGACAGACAUCCCCUCUGAGGUGUGCCACUUCGUUGCCCUGGAAACCCUGAACCUCUACCACAACUGUAUUAAAACCAUUCCAGAUACCAUCAUCAGCCUACAGACACUCACCUCCUUAGAUCUAAGCCGAAACCAGCUCUCCUCCCUGCCCAUGUGCCUGUGUAGUCUCCCCCUGCGUGUCCUCAACGCCAGCAACAACAAGCUGGGGGCUCUUCCUGAAGCCAUCAGCCAGCUGAAGGACCUGAUGGAGCUGGAUGUGAGCUGUAAUGAGAUCACCGCCCUGCCUCGGCACAUCGGCAGACUGAAGAUGCUGCGGGAGCUCAAUGUGAGGAGGAACUUCCUGUCUGCACUACCAGAGGACCUGGCGGAGCUGCCCUUGGUGAAGCUGGAUGUCUCCUGCAACAAGCUGUCCAGCAUCCCCAUCUGCUACAGGAAGAUGACGCAGCUGCAGUCUCUGCGUCUGGAGAACAACCCCCUGCAGAGCCCGCCUGCGCAGAUCUGCAUGAAGGGGAGGGUGCACAUAUUCAAGUACCUGACGAUGGAGGCGUGUCGGAGCGACAGCCUGCCUGUGAUGGACCGACUGUCCCACCCAUCCACUGGCAGCACCGAGGACAUUGACCAGAGUAAGAAACAGGACUCAGACUCUGGAGUUGGCAGUGACAAUGGGGACAAAAGGCUUUCAGCCACUGAGCCCUCUGACGAGGACAGUCUGAGUCUGACCGUCCCCAUGUCCCACAUCAUGGAGGAGGAGGGCCUGACCAAGGACGACUCCACUGACCACAUCAGCGCCUUGGCAGCGGACCCCCAGCCAGACGGUGACGGGGCUGAGGGAUGGAAAGGGCAGUUCGGUGCCAGAGACUCGGCGCUGAGCUCUCAGUUUGUCAGCUACAUCAAGGGUCGAGCGACCGACUUCGACGAGCCCCUCAGGAUAGAGGAAGACACAGGCUGGGCCUCUGAACAGAAGUCAAAGGUCACCAAGGGCUCAGAGCUCCGUAUUGACAUGAUCAACCAGCUGAGGGAAGCGGUGGAGAUGCUCCAGGACCCUGACAGAGUGAACUUGGCGCCGGCGGAACUUUCCGGAGUGCAGCUGUACCCAGUGGACAUGGUUAUGGCGGAGGGGUCUCUGAAUGGCCAGGACUGUGUUGAUGGGCAAACCAUCCCCAAGAGUGAAAAUUCUGAUGGAGGCCUUGAGUUUCAGAAGAAAAGGGACUUGAUUCUAGAGAGGGCCAGACUUGAGGCCCAGCUUGCAUGCCAGCAGUAUGCGAGAGAAGCAUCAAUCCAGAGUAAUACGAGUAGCUCAGGAGCACCAACAGAGGGGUUCAAGGACCGCGUCAAAGGGGGAGAAGACAGAAGCCCGGCCUUGAACUCGCCCCCCUUCGGCCUGAAGCCUCGAUCGGUCUUUCUGAGGAACUCUAAGAGCGCCGAGUCGGUGGACCCGCAGUUCACCAUGCGCCGCAAGAUGGAGCAGCUCAGAGAGGAGCUGGAGCUGAUGAAUCAGCUGAGGGAGAACAUCGAGAGCAGGCUGAAGGUGACGCUGCCCGAGGACCUGGGAGGGUCCCUCAUGGAUGGGGUGGUGCUGUGCCACCUGGCCAAUCACAUCCGCCCGCGCUCCGUCGCCAGUAUCCACGUGCCCUCACCCGCUGUGCCCAAAUUAAGCAUGGCCAAGUGCCGGAGAAAUGUGGAGAACUUCCUGGAUGCCUGCAGGAAAAUGGGCGUUCCUGAGCCCGCCCUCUGCUCCGCGUACGACAUCCUGCAGUCAGACCUGCGGCCCGUUCAGAGCACCGUCCGCGCCCUGGUGGCGCUGGAGGCGGACAAGCUGGGCGAGGUCGGGACUGUGACGGCGAGCCCUGCCCCCCAGGCCCUACAGGCCCUGCAGGCCCCGCCUCCUGCCUGGCGCUACUGGGACCUGAUUGGCUGUAGCCUCUUGCACAUUCUCUGUCUGGUUCUGCUGUUUGUGGUGUACAGCCUGAGUGAGCUAACAUAACACGGCUUUUUCCUCUCAGCAUGCGUGUGCCGCCACCUCUCGGAAUCUUCCCUCAGCUGCUCCUCUUCCUCAGCUCCUCCUCUUCCUCCCCUCUGCUGAGGGCUCGCGAGGGCUCCCAAGCACCGUCCCCCGCAAGCACAUGACAUGGUCACAACAUUGCUGGGGCUUCACACAGGUUUUACAAUGUUACGACAAUGUUGGGAGGGUGUCAGGAGUACAUUUGGGAGAGACAGGACUAUAAAAUGCACAGGUACACAGUCACACACACACACACACACACACACACACACACACACACACACACACACGCAUUAUCGAGAGGGACCUUUGUUUUCUCCUUGUCUCCUCAGAGCAGAAUCACUUUCCUCACAACUAAGCCCUGGCCCAGGUAAUCCCGACAGCUGAGGGUUCAGUCUGGUCAACCUGACAGCAGAGGCAACCAUCUUACUGGGCAGUGAACUCAUCCAAUAGAGACAAAUAAAUCAACAUCAUGCUUCUGAAUUCUCCAUGCAUCAGUUUAACAAAUCCCACCACAAGGUAGUUGACACAAAUAGAACAAAAAGCAAAUUGUUUGCUCUUGAUAUCAACAAGCACUAAUGCUACGUGAUCGAAUGGAUAGUUCACAGUAAAGCACAGACAUACAGUGGGUUCACAGCUUUGACAAGCGUAGCACUCAGAGUUAUUAUAAGGUCUUAAUAUUGCACAUCUAAUACCCUCCUUCAUAUCUUUUUAAUAUUAACAUUAGCAUACUAUUAGCAUUCUUGCUGCAGGCUGAUUCUGAGAAU